UCCUGAGGCCACAGAUGAAACCCUGCUGGACAAGUUGCAGCAACAGCAUCAAGACAAAACCUUCUUUGAACCCGCCUCAAAUACAACUUUUGUCAUUCAACACUUUGCUGGGAGGGUUACAUAUCAAAUCAAGGAUUUCCGGCAGAAGAACACAGAGCACAUGCUUCCUGAAGUCGUGUCACUUCUACGGAGCAGCGAGAGGGCGUUCGUGCAUCACUUGGUCGCGUCCAGUCCAGAAGCCCUUUUCAGAUGGGGAGUGUUGCGAGCCACCAUCCGCAUCCUCACCAUUUUCAAGAACUUGGGACGCAAGCGGGCAGAAUCACUAUCUGCCAGAACACGCAAAACCCUCCGAGAGAUUAAACAGAGCAGCUCUGCUGUGGACAGGCUGUCCAGCCACAGUCUGACUCUGGAUUUCUCCUUUGAUCGCUCUGAUGAACAUCCUCUCGAUGUAUUCGAAGACAUCUUUGCCAAUUAUGAAAAAAGAAAGAAAAUUCGCAGCGGUCGACAGAAGCAGCUCAUUCCAAAGAACCUCAUGGAUCUGAAGUCCCUCCGUCAUAUCGUUGGUGUCACCGCACAUGACAGAACCAGCAAAUAUAUUUUCCACCCUCACCGCAAGUCAAAACCUCCGACUGUCGCCGCCCAGUUUCAGGCCUCCGUUGGGAAGCUGAUGGAGACAAUUGAAAACGCUGAGCCGUUCUUUAUUUUCUGUGUUCGCUCCAACGCUGACAAGAAGGAGCUACACUUUGAUGAAGAGCUUGUGCUAAAGCAACUCCAGUACACAGGCAUUCUGCAGCUGGUUCACAUUCAGAAGGCUGGCUACAGCGCCAAAUACACAUUCAAGGAAUUUGGCGGGAAGUUCAGGAUGUUGCUUCCUAAAGGAGCGAUUGCAACUUCGGAGCAAAUAAGUGAGCUGUUUAAGAGGAUGCAGAUCGAAAAGACCAGCUAUCAAAUAGGAAAAACCAAGGUGUUCCUCAAGGAGAAGGAGAGGCAACUGCUCCAAGACACUCACAACAAAGAAGUGAUGCGUCACAUCAUCGUCCUGCAGCGCUGGUUCAGGGCCUGUCUGAUGAGGUCACACUUCCUGCAAAAGAGAGAUGCCACUCUGAUUAUACAGAGGAGCUGGCGUGAGUUUUACGAGAACCAAAACCGGGCUGCUUCAGUGAUCCAGACAGCGUGGAGGAUUUCCCUGAAGAAGAAACCCGGUGAGACAGAGGAUGAGAACCCGUCCGAAGAACGACCGGGACGAGACAGCUUGAAGAAGGAGCUAAAGAGGCAGGAGAAAGUGGAGCUGAGCCCCAGCAGGAACCAGGACAGGUCCCAGAGUCGAGAGAGACGAGAGGGCCGAGGGUCGCCUCCCCCUCUCACCAGACCCCUCUCCCUCCCACUGGACACUAAAGAUGACAGUGAUGACGGCUCUUCUGGCCCCUCAAGUACGAGCAGCUCGCUCCAGCGCUACAAAGAUAUGGGGGGCAUCAAGAAAAAGGCAGAACAGUGGAGGGAAAGAAAGAGCGAGGGCGAACACACGGAUGAAUCAAGUCCAGAAGUGCGGCGGAAAGAUGAGUUUCGGAGCAAAGGGAAGUCCAUGUCUGUAGAUGAACUGUCCAGGAUCAGCACAUCAGGCUCGGAUAGCUCACCUUCUACCAAGGAGGUCAGCGUGCGUCUCCGCAAGCAGCCCAAACGCAAGCGGCGCUUAGCCAAUGCCCGCAGCGUUAUGAUGCUUAACUUUGGGAGCUCCAAGGAGAGCGAGUACUGGAGCUAUCCGCUGCCCCCCAUGAGCCCCUUUCUGCCCACAAUGAAGAACUCGGCCAGUAGCGUGGAUGUCUGGCCCUCAAAAACCAAGGUCAAGAUAUUGUCAGAAAAUGAUGGGGUAAGAUUCAGUCUUCCUGCCAGGAGCAGCAACGAGGACUCAGAGCAACAGGAAUCCAACCAAUCACAGCUCACAACUCCUGAGAGGAUUUGGUUUCUCAGUAGAUUCCUGAAGAAGCGGGCUCCUAAAUAUCCCUCGGGCAACGACUCAGAUAUAGGAGUCCCCUUGUCCAGCUACACCCCUCAUCCCUACCAAAGGCCAAACCAGAGCAGUGAGAAGAUCGCUCGAAACCCGACCAUUAAAAUCAGCCGGGCCACGCGGGCGCUGCAGUCCAACACCGCUCUGGAUCGGGAGAUCACCGACCCAAAAGAGCUGCGAAACCUGGAUGAAUUCCUCGGAAAUCAGGUGAAUGAGCUGCAAAGUAGGACAAAAGAUCUGUCGCUUACAGAGAGCCUCUUCCUCACAGCCACCAUGGAGUUCAGAGAGACCAUCAAAGGGAUGUACUCUAUGCAGAAGCCUCAAAUCGGCUACAAAUAUCUGAUGAAGGGCUUCCAAAACAAAGUGAAAACACUAGCAGGGAUACAGAAGAAGGAAGAGGCCUCGCUGGUGGUCAACCUGUUUCAGUCUGUGCUGGACGGCUUCAUUAGGGGCGAGCUGAAACGAGCGGAUUCUGAGCCAGCCAAGGCCAACAAGACGGCAAAGAAGAGGAGAAAAAAGGAUAAAUGUCCGAAGAGUCCUCUGGAUCACUUGUUCAGCACAUACCAGGUGAAUAUCAUGCAGUCAUGUGACCUGUGUGGCUCCUACAUCUGGGGAAUGGAGAAAGCCUACAUGUGCAGUGCUUGCAAGUUAAUAUGUCACAAGAAAUGUCUGGAUAAAAUCAUCACAGAUUGCUCGACACGAUGUGCUAGGCAGGAUGACAGCGUGCCAGGCUCCCUUCACUUUGGGGUGCAGGUGUGUGUCCUCACCAAUAAAACUAACCCUGUGCCCAAAGUGGUGGAGUUGCUUCUGAUGCACAUUGAGCUGAACGGCCUCUACACCGAGGGCAUUUACCGCAAGUCGGGCUCUGCAUGCCGAGCGAGGGAGCUCCACCAGAUUUUAGAGACUGAUCCGGAGGGGCCAAAUUUAGACAACUACCCGAUCCACACCAUCACAGGUCUACUGAAACGUUGGCUCAGAGAGCUGCCGGACCCCCUCAUGACCUUUUCCCUCUACAACGACUUUCUGCAUGCCGUGGAGCUGCCGGAGAAAGCUGAGAGAAUAAGGGCUGUUUACCAAAAGAUUGAUGAACUUCCUCCUGCUAACUACAACACGUUAGAGCGGCUCAUCUUUCACCUUGUCAGGGUUGCGAAAGAGGAAGAAAAUAAGAUGUCAACAAGCUCUCUUGCUAUUGUGUUUGCUCCCUGCAUCCUGCGCUCACCUGAUGUUGACGACCCAUUUCUGGCUAUGAAGGAUGUGGCCAAGACUACAACGUGUGUGGAGAUCCUGAUCUCGGAGCAGCUCAGACGAUACAAUGAGAAGAUGCAGAAUAUCCAGCAGCUGGAAUACGCAGAGGCAGUGGCUGUCAAUCAGCUCAAACUGAGGAGACAAAACACGGUUGUUGAAAAGCCUCCACAGCUGGAUGUUCCCGAUCAUAGGCCUUCGGAUGAAACGGAGAGGACCCUCAUUGAUAGGAUCAAGUCCAUCAAACAAGAAAAGGUGGACUUGGCUUGCAGGUUACCUGACCUUGAGCAGGAUAACUCUGACGACAACAUGGACUCAUCAUCUUCAUCAAUGAGCUCAGAGAGUCUAGAGGACCGUCUGGGCAGCCUAGACUCGGAAGCCAAGGUGACCAUGCGAUCAAAAACCCAGAAACCCAACUGCCCGCCUAAACCUGCUGACCUGGCGCAGAGAGUGAGAAGUCUGAUGGCUCAGACAGGUAAUGCGUGGGGAGGGUUCACACCAGGAAAAAAGACAGAUGUUACAAAAUCCAUGUGCUUCCUGCCCAGCCCAGAUAGCCCCUCCCCCGACGACAAGCCGCAAAUCAUUAGCAAGUCUUUCAAAGGGAGCUAUGACGACCUGGACAUCCCUUACAUCGACGAUGAUGAAGAAGAUCCCACCUGUGAAUAACACCACAAGUUAACAUAAUAAGAAUAUGCUCCAGGUGUGUUAAUAGAAGACUGGAUUUUUCUUGGAAAAAAAAAAACUGUGCACUUUGUUUUAUAGACUUUUCCAUGUGUCAAUGCUGCUAUGGAAACAAAGUGCCUUGAGAAUUUAAAUGUAUUUAAUGCGAGAUGUACGGAAUGUCUGGAGAAGAUCCAAUUGCAAUGAGGACUUGGCCUCUUUAUAUACAAUACACUGUGUGUGAUUUUAAACAUAUCUCAGAAUUGUACAGUUUUACAUUUAAUAUAAAAAGGUAAGUACUUAUGUAACAAUGUGAGACCAGCUAGGGAUCAGGAGCAUUUGAGAACACAAGGUUCUCCUUUACUAAUGGACAUUAUUUUGAGCUCAUCCACUGUUGCAAAUAAUAGGACGUUAUGGUGUUUGUGGGUAGAAAAGUGUACCAAAAAUGUGCAUAGGAGAAUCAGAGUGGUUCUCUAUUGUACAGACACAGAACCAUUGCAUUUUGGGCUCGCUCUUAAUGCAUGGUCGUGCAUAUGAAAUGUUUCAGUUGUGUUUUUCUGCUUUUAAUAUUCCUGUGGUAUCGACUGCUGCGACUGACUCAUUCAAUACACUUGUAAGGCAAAUGGCCAUAUUCCUGCCUUUAAGACUGACUGAAAAAUACUAACCUGUCACUGUGCAGUUUCACCAAGUAAACAUUUUGUCAAUACAUAUAGGUUUUUUAAAUAAAUAUGCAUGCCUGUACAUUUAUAAGGGGUUAGGAAUCAUUCGUAUUUGGGUGAGCAUCCUCAGAAAUCGUCUUUUGCCACAUGAAUAAACUGACCUUUUUCAAAUGUCUACUGCUGUAAAACCAAUCAUUUCAACCAAUACUGCAGCUUUGACAAUGACAUGUCUAUUAAGAACAUAUUGCAUAUUGUAAAAAAGUACAUGAAAUGUUUACCAUUUUAAUAAGUGUUCAUGUGAGGAAAGUUUUUCAUUGUGUCAAUGAG
Molecule: messenger RNA, 4893 nt
Organism: Notothenia coriiceps (black rockcod)
Lineage: Eukaryota; Metazoa; Chordata; Actinopteri; Perciformes; Nototheniidae
Gene: myo9b
Product: myosin IXb
Exons: 30
Coding region: 161-3913 (1250 amino acids)
Biological process (GO): actin filament-based movement; lamellipodium morphogenesis; intracellular signal transduction
Cellular component (GO): myosin complex; ruffle; actin filament
Molecular function (GO): actin filament binding; ATP hydrolysis activity; microfilament motor activity
Source: RefSeq, a predicted model, not a curated record